Osmerus eperlanus (European smelt) is the source of this 3314-nucleotide messenger RNA. It is a transcript of the gene kdm2ba, whose product is annotated as lysine (K)-specific demethylase 2Ba. Gene Ontology annotation, molecular function: zinc ion binding; protein binding; DNA binding. NCBI's taxonomy places the organism in Eukaryota, Metazoa, Chordata, Actinopteri, Osmeriformes, Osmeridae. Bases 236 to 2590 code for a protein of 784 amino acids. The record is from RefSeq and is a predicted model, not a curated record. Gene Ontology annotation, biological process: protein demethylation; regulation of transcription by RNA polymerase II. The transcript is spliced from 11 exons.
UUAUUGAUACCCUGAUAUCACCCCUCCUCAGAUCUCUGGAAUUGCACAGUGAAACACAUUGGUUUGUCAGCUGCCUGUUCCUGAGCUGUGUGUGAAGAGAGAGGGAGAGAGGGGGACGGAAGAGAGUGUUGGAACAGCAGAGCAGCUCUGGGCUGAAUUCAGCCAUGUCAGUUUUCUCGACACCAAACAAACGAUGAGAACUGAGGAACCAUGGCCAUGUCACUGAGUGCGGACGAUGAGGAUUACGAUUCAGAAUCUGAACAGGUCAGAGAACGCUGGAUUUGACUGUUUGCCUAAUGCUGCCUACAAGCUACAACAACGGGCAGCCAAUCGGCCAAAGCCCAAGAUGGGGACGCCAGCUGCCGUCAAGCUGCCGUCCAAUCGCAGCUCGUCUGGUGCGAGGCGCCGGCGGACACGCUGUCGGAAGUGUGAGGCAUGCCUGCGGACCGAGUGUGGCGAGUGUCACUUCUGCAAAGACAUGAAGAAGUUUGGAGGUCCGGGUCGCAUGAAGCAGUCAUGUAUCAUGAGGCAGUGCAUCGCGCCGGUUCUUCCCCACACGGCCGUGUGUGUGGUGUGUGGUGAGGCAGGCAAGGAGGACACGCAGGAGGAGGAAGAGGACAAGUUCAAUGUCAUGCUCAUGGAGUGCUCCAUCUGCAAUGAGAUAGUUCAUCCCAACUGUCUCAAGGUUAAAGAUACUUCGGGCGUGGUGAACGAAGAGCUCCCUAACUGUUGGGAGUGUCCCAAAUGCAAUUAUGCUGGGAAAACUGGAAAAGUCUGCAAGCAAAAAAGAGGUCCAGGGUUCAAGUACGCCUCCAACCUCCCAGGCUCCCUGCUGAGGGAGCAGAAGGCCGCCAAGGAGGAGGCGGACGCGGGGGGCUCGGUCCGGAGGAGGGAGGAGACCCCCAGGCACCGGCUGGACGAGCCCGUCGGCCGACAGCCGCCUCUCCUGUCGCCCAGCUGCUUGCCUCGGCCCCGACCGGAGGACAAACUGAGGAAGAAGAGGAAGCUGUUCGACGACGAUGAGGAAGAGGACCUCGGCGUGAGGAAGAAGGGCAAGUCAGCUGAUCCUCUCUUCCCCAAACUUCUCCAUCAAAUCAAGACGGAGGAAGAGGACCAAGAGGAGGAGGAGGAGGAAGAGGAGGAGGAUGAGGAGGAGCGGGAACCUUUCUACCGGCGUGUCCUUGAAAGGGACGAAGCUGACGAUGAAGAGGACAGCAAGGCCGACCUGCCGAGUCCCCACCUCAAGACGCCUUUUCUGGACAGCGACCAGUCGCACUGCAGCUCCCCCCGGGCGGGGCCCAGCAGCGAGGGAGGCAGCGAGACCCAGGAGAAGGGCCCGCGGCCCAAAGCCCGCCGCAAGCGCCGCAUCCCCAACAAGGAGCUGAGCAAGGAGCUGAGCAAAGCCCUCAACCAGGAGAUCCAGAAGACCGAGGAGUCCCUGGCCAAUGAGAACCGCCAGCCCCUCAAGGAGGAGCCCGAGAGCGAGAACGAGGAGCCCAAGAGGCCCUUCCGGAACGGCGGCGGCGGCGACCUGGGAGGUGAGCGGCCCCACCUCAGGACCAGGGAGAUGAACGGCACCCCCUGGGAGCUGCGCCACUUCUACCCCAGUCAGAUCACCCCUCUGGGCUUCAACAGGAGCUCCCCCGCCACCCGGCCCCUGCCCCCGCGCUCCCCGCCCAAGUGUGUCCAAAUGGAGAGACACGUCAUCCGCCCGCCCCCCAUCAGCCCCCCUCCGGACAGGCUGCCCCUCACGGACGGCAAGACCCACGCCAUGCAGAGGGAGGUCUGGAUGAAGAUCUUCGGGUACCUCCCUCACAAGGAGCUGUGUGUCAACAUGCGGGUCUGCAAGACCUGGAACAGAUGGUGCUGUGACAAAAGGCUGUGGACCCGGAUUGACCUGAAUCGCUGCAAGGCCAUCUCACCGCUCAUGCUCAGUGGGAUCAUCCGCAGACAGCCCGUCUCCCUGGAUCUCAGCUGGACCAACAUCUCCAAGAAGCAACUCAGCUGGCUCAUCAACCGAUUACCAGGUCUGAGGGUGCUGCUGUUGUCGGGCUGCUCCUGGGUGGCCGUGUCAGCCCUGUGUACCUCCAGCUGCCCUCCGCUCCGCACCCUGGACGUCCAGUGGGUGGAGGGGCUCAAAGACGCCCAGAUGAGAGACCUGCUGUCCCCCCCGACAGACAACAGACCAGGUCAGAUGGACAACCGCUGUAAGCUGAGGAACAUAGUGGACCUGCGCCUGGCCGGCCUGGACAUCACCGACGCGUCUCUGCGUCUCAUCAUCCGACAGAUGCCUUCCCUGUCCAGCCUGGACCUCAGCUACUGCAACCACAUCAACGACCAGUCGGUCAACCUGCUGACGGCGGCAGGUACCACCACCAGAGACUCCCUCACGGUCGUCAACCUGUCAGUGUGUAACAGGGUGACAGACCACUCCCUCACCUUUUUCAAGCGCUGUGGAAGCAUCUGUCAAAUUGACCUCCGCUACUGCAAACAGGUGACCAAGACAGCCUGCGAACGUUUCAUAGCGGAGAUGUCUGUGAGUGUGCAGUUCGGACUGAAGGAAGAUAAAUUGCUGCAGAAGCUCAGCUAGUUUUCUAUGAGAACUAGGGCCGAGGUCCAAAUGUACACUCAAACAAAAGACUAACGAAAUGCACUAAAUGGAGCAACAAGGUUUCCCCAUUGAACCUGGUUGGUUUUGUACAUUUUAUUUCCUCUUCUGUGCUCAGAUUCCUGAAUCCUCACUGUCAGAGGAGAAGCAGUAUCUUGAACACGUUCUUUGUUCUUGUCAUUGGUGUCUUUAUGGAUAUUACCGCACCCCAACACACUCAAAGUGGAGUCUUUGUACAAAGGGGUAGGAUGUAUAACUCCUGGAGAAAAGGUGUUGAGGAAAGUCAAAGCAUGAGUGUUUUUGUGCUGUUUAGAUUGUACCUUUAUAAUGGUUUGUGGUUUUGUUGAAUUGGCUGUGUAUUUCUACCUGUUAGAAAUGUGUUAAAUGUAAAAAAAUAUAUUUUUUAUACAACCAUAAUUUACACAUCUGGCAAUAAGGCAACAUUUUUGGAGUAAUUUAAUGUUUGCAGUUCCACACACUCCCAGAUACAGUUUUGUUGAAUGGUUCUCAGAUAUCUCUAAGAACUGGAUAGUGCUCUUAUAAAGUCUGCCUUGACCCAGGUGUAUAUUUAGAAUGCUGUGGUUUCCAUGACACGUGCCAAAGUGACUGACUUUGGAUGGAUUUACUUUAUUAAAAUAUAAACAUUUGAUAUAAUUGUCAUAAAUGUCUAAAUGAAAUAUUUGGUCAAUAAAUGACUAAAAUAUAA